GAUUUUUGAAUUGUAAAUAUAACCUACGUGUUUAAAAUUUACUGUUAUACUAAAUUAUUCCGUUUAUAUCAGAAAAUUUUAUUUUUAAGAUUAACAAUAAUCUUUAUACAAGCAUCUUGCACAUUCUAUAUAUAUGGGAAGGACUAAACGAAAACGUUUAAAGAAAUAUGAACAAAAUUCUGUAAAUUUAUGUCAUGAAGAACAUUUGGUGAGUUUGCAGAAAUGGAUGUCAAAUAAAGGAUGGAAAAAUCACAAGAAACUGUCUCUAAAACUAUUUCCAGAAACAGGAAGAGGAAUUAGUUCAAAAAUAACAGUGGGUGCAAAUGAAGUUUUACUUUCAAUACCCAUGAACAUUAUGAUUACUUACACUACUGUGAAGUUAGACAUACCUGUUAAAAACAUAUUCACGAUUCACGAAAGUCUUGCCUUAUUUUUAAUAAAUGAAAAAGAAAAAGGAAUUAAUUCGUACUGGACAGAUUAUAUUAACAGCUUACCAGAAAAACUUCCUCCCUUAACAUGGCUGGCUAAUGAAGAGGAAAUUGAGUUAUUUCCAUCAGAUAUAAAGUUGAACGUUGAAUAUACAACCACAAAUUUCAAAAACUUUCUCAAUAAAACUAGAGAUUUUAUACCAAAUAACUCCACUUUGGCUGACAGUUUGUUAAAAUGGGCUUAUGUAAUGGUUAAUACCAGAGCAGUAUAUGUUGAUCCACACAUAAUUUGUGAAGAGUCCUCUCUAAAUUUGUUAAAGGAUGAACCUUCUAUGGGACUAUGUCCCUUUUUAGAUAUGUUUAACCAUAAUUAUUUGGCCAAUACAGAAGUUAGUAUUAUCAAUGAAGGGGGAUGUUUAUUUUAUGAAUUGAGGACCUUAAGUUCAUGUAAAAACAGACAUCAGAAACAGUAUGGUGAUGCGUAUUGAUCCGCGCGAUCGCCCUCGACGCCUAGCCACUGUGUUUGUUAACGGCAUUCCAAAGAUCUCAAGAAUCCGAAGGAUCUAGAAAGCAUUUUGAUAUAUAAAGCGUCAUACUACGGACAGUGACAAGUGAACUAAGAAAUGUAUUUGAAUAAAUUAGAUGUUAAGUUUGUACAUAAAUAUUAGUGAGUAGUUGA
This is a messenger RNA of Diorhabda carinulata, 1107 nucleotides long. Its product is annotated as SET domain-containing protein 4. Gene Ontology annotation, biological process: peptidyl-lysine monomethylation; positive regulation of transcription by RNA polymerase II; peptidyl-lysine dimethylation. The transcript is spliced from 2 exons. Gene Ontology annotation, molecular function: histone H3K36 methyltransferase activity; histone H3K4 methyltransferase activity; transcription coactivator activity. The record is from RefSeq and is a predicted model, not a curated record. Lineage: Eukaryota; Metazoa; Arthropoda; Insecta; Coleoptera; Chrysomelidae. The coding region runs from base 134 to 916 and encodes 260 amino acids.